Messenger RNA from Rhopilema esculentum, 8498 nucleotides. RefSeq lists its product as uncharacterized. NCBI's taxonomy places the organism in Eukaryota, Metazoa, Cnidaria, Scyphozoa, Rhizostomeae, Rhizostomatidae. Gene Ontology annotation, molecular function: iron ion binding; monooxygenase activity; heme binding. The record is from RefSeq and is a predicted model, not a curated record. Gene Ontology annotation, biological process: sterol metabolic process.
AGGUAGGGGGGGGGCUGAAAUUUUUUUGCCCGAAAAAUAAUAACGCCCAAAUACGGAGUAUGCUCUAACACGUGAGCCUCUAAAAUCAGUCAGAAAAUGAUUAAAAUGUAACGUCAUUGAAAUAAUGUUAAAUAGUAAGCAUUUUCAGAGUAAGCAUUUAAGCAUUUCACAAAUUUUCAUUAAAAAAGCUAAUCUCUUCCACGACAUCAAAUAAACAUAUCUACUAUUUUAUCGAUAUCUUUUUGUUAACAUGAUUUGCAUCAUUUUCAGCAAUUCACACACUUUUUUGCUUACCUGCCUAUUCUUGUGAUUAUUGAACAGUUUGUGUUUCAUUUCUUGGAGUUUAGAAACUCAUAAUCUAUUUGAUAGAAGGAGCUUUAUGACGAUUUCUGUCGAAUUCUAAGCAUUCACGCUUGCAUUCCCACAUCACAGCGUAACACAGUUUAGGGCACAUUGAUUCGGCGUUUUUCAGCCUUUUUUUCUAGGGCACAUUGUUUGCGGAUAAAUUUUUUUUUAAAUUUUUUAGACUAAUUAAGUAAAAUUGGAGAUUUUCCCCGACACACUAGGCAAAACCUGAAGGCAAUCCUGUGUGUGGUAACACAGAGGUUUAAAACGUUGCCUUAGUUUGAUAACCAAGGGCCCCCAACAGAAGGGGGCCCAAGGUGCUUUUACAUCCAUAUCUUUAAAGCUUUGAAAGCUCUUUAACUUUUGAAAGUCUCUAAAACUCAGUUCCACCUAGCUAACGAGAAAAUAACUCUCAUUUUCAUCCUUUUCUAUUAUGUUUGACAUGCUCACACAAUUGAAAGGGAUCUUCUUGCUGUCCGUGAAUAAAUGUCCCGUAGCAGUUUUUUGCUUAGGGCACUAGAUGCCUCUGUUACGCCAAAAACUUGUUGAGUCUCGAUCACUAAAUCGAGCAUAGAUUUCUUCCAAAGCUUUAUCCAUUACAUUGUAGAAUCAAUUGAACAGAUUUUUGCUUUCUAGAUAGGUUUUGGGGUCUUUAGCCUUGCAAAGAAAAUAAGUGUCCUGUCCACUGCCUUCACUGGCUCCCUCUGGCAAGCCCAGUGCGUUGCGCUUUGUCCUUGUUACUUAUAUGACAGUUCAUGUUCCACUUUUCUCUUGAAAUUUCAUGCCUUUUGGCGCUGGCCUCAAUGAAAAUUGUAGAGACCUUGAACAACAUCAAGCCCAUUUCUAAUUGACUCACUUUCUGCAAGAUUAAACUAAUGUCAUUGGCAAUGGACAUAAAUACUCAGCAGAGAACAGUCCUCCAUUCGCUUUGACAAGCACUUGGCUUUGCCGCUCAUUUUAGACUGUGAAAGCAUUUGACAACAGAUAUCUACAUACGCUUUUAAGCCCAAUUUGUACAAUUGCUGAAGACUGAGUUUUGUAAAAUUUAGCAAAAACUUCCCUUCGGACCAUUCAGUGCAAAACUGACACAAACUGACAUUUGUUGGUGCUGACGAAAGGCCGAUGUUUCAACAAUUAUGAGAGCAAAAUAGCCGCUUUCUUUUACUUCUUCUACAAUAUUUUCAAGCGCUAUUUGGGCUGUUGCUGUUUUCUCGCUUUUUUGCGUUUUUCCACCCAACAUAUUAUUACCUUCUUCCUUCACUUCCGAAAGGGCUCAAGACUACGAUGACUUAAUUUUUUCAUCUCAGAUUUUUAAACAUGUUCAAAAUGUAGAUAUUCUUAUUCUUCUUGUUUUUGGAAGAAUACUUUUCUUUAAGGUCUGGCCUAAUAGGUUUGAGGUACGGAGACGUGCCAGCAUUGAGGGGAACCUAUUUCUGAAAAGUGUGAAAUUAUGGGUAUAAGGUUUGAAAUAUGUGAAUUAUAAUUGAAUUAUCAGUACCAUUUGAAGAAAUAUGCAGGAUUAUGGGUACCAUUUUGGGAAAUAUUGCAAAACUUUUAGAAAGGGGAGUUUAGCAUUAGAAAUGAAAGUAUGAAAUAUAUGUAAUAUUGAGAUUUUUGGGCAAAGGACAUACAAAAUUUGUUUGAUGUAGUUUCCGGAUGUAAAACGUUGCUUGGCGGCAGCCAUUUUUGUGGUCACCUUACUUAUGAAGAACCUUAGCAUCUUGACCUUCCCCCUCAGCUUCAUUUGGUAGCGUAGUCUAAGAAAAAUGGAUCAUUUCAAUUCGGAAGAUGCAUUCAAGUAUAAUAAACAAAAUAAACAAAUUUCAAGUAGAAGUUUCAAGACUGUGUGAUUAAUUAUAUGAGCUGUUUGUUCAUUUGAGGCUUAGUUUGAAAUUUGUAGCAUUGAUAUUAAAGCAUAAAGCUUUUGAUUCAAGAAACAAAAAUUGACAAAAAGGAGACAACAAAUAAUUAUGAAAACAAUCUUUUGGUGGUACAAAAAUUGAAAAUGGCGUUCUGUCACGUGACUGCAGUUAUCCGGCACAGUGUAAACGGGUCAACGGGAAGGCAAAGUGAACAAAAUCUGUGAUGCAAAGUGUAAACGCAACUCGAUCAGAACAUGUUUUAUGCGGAUAGAAUUUAUCCGGCACAGUGUAAACGGGUUCUGUAUCCCCAAGAUGCCUUUCUACCCGCCUAGUUGCUUCUCUAUUGCCAAGGUGUUCCCACUUCAAGACCCGCAUGAGAACCUCAUUUUCCCUCAGGGACCUGUUUGAUUCAUGCCAAUCUCGGACGAAAAUUUUUUGAAAUCAAAAUAUCUACAUUAUGUAUAAAUAUCUACUUUUCCUCUGCCAUACUUACUUAAAAUUGGGAAAUGUCUUUCUCUAAUUAAAAAAUUCUUCAAAAUUAUGGAAAUUUAUUUCACAAAGCAAUGGUGUCUGCAUCCAAUUUCAAAAAGUUUUUUAACUAUCAGGAUCAGAGAUUGAAUAGCAGGGGUUGUUCUAACGUGGUUUUGUUACCGUUUUGUGGUGUUGUAUAUUUGAUUUGUGGCGUUGUGAUUUAAAUUUUGUGGUGUCAUGAAAAAGGCGACCCUCUGAAUCAAUUUUUCGCAAAAUAUAGGAAUCUUUUGGUAAAGCUAUAAGUAAUUCAAAUUCCAGCACCAAGUUAAAAUAUAAACAUAUAAUCAAAUAUAUUUGUCAUGAAAAUGAAAAUUUUGUCCACUCUUUAGCAUUUUUCUCUUAAAGCUCAAAUUUGAAAUGAAAGCUCUUAUUCCCUGGACAGGUUUCAUGUUUUAAGAAUUUUUCAAGGGCAGGGUAAAAAAUUUAAUGACAAAGACACAUCCCCGUAAUUUUUUUCAAGGAAAACCCCCCGGUAAUCGAGGUGUAAUUCUCGCUUGCAGAAGGGUACGAGAUUUUUACCAAAAUAAAAGGAUUUCCAGGAAUUAUAAGAUAAAACAUGGGGUUUCCACCAAAGGUGUACGAGAUUUUCAGAGAGUGGGUCCUACAUUUCGAUCACCGGCAAAUUUGAAUGCAUAUAUAGAUACAGAUUUUGGGUAGCAAUGAUGGUUCUACUUCGCAUAGAUGUUUUCAAAAGAUUGCAUGCACUGAUUGGCCUUCUACCGCGCCACAUGCGGCUUUGCAGCUACAUUUGCUGUGUACAACGUCAACUCCAACUUUAAAGUCAAGAUAAGAACUUACUUUUUGAGUUUUAUUACUACCUUUGUUUUUGGUUUUUUUCUCAAGUGUAGACUUAAAAAAUUUGACCAAAAGUUUUGUGGUUUUGUAAAUUUUGCUUAGAAUAACCCCUGCAGAUUCCUUGUGAUUUAUAAAAAGGAUCUACAAACAAAUUUAGCGUGUAAUGACCAUUCUAUUAUGAUGGCUGGGCUGUAUCCGUGGAGAUAAUAAAUAAUUGUUUGAUUUUAGUUCCCCGAGACGCUAAUUUUCUGAAACUCGUCUUUGCUUGAAAGAGUCCCAAAAGGAAUAUGACGUGUAAAUCCUUUUGAAGUUACAUAAGCUAAUGUGCCCUACUACAAACUGGUUUGAGAGUCAUCGCGUCAAAGACACUUUAGUCAGAUAACGAAAUCGUGAUAUUUUAACUAAGAUAUAUGGCGGAGUCUAAAUCAUUUUUGAAUGUUCCUAAAAAUGACGAUAAGAGUCUGUCAAACGAGAGCACUGACAAUAAAGGUCUCUUUGCAAGCAUUGGUCGAAGAGUUUCAAAAAUGGUUACGUCGUUCAAAUUAGAGACACCAAAAUAUGACAACGUGAAGUUAAAACAGAUGCCAGGCAACUGCAGGAUGAGUCUUUUUGGUAAUUUUUCACUGAAAAAGCAAGGGCUUGCAAUGCUCAAUGGUAUGGUGGAGCAGUAUCACAGUAGAGUGUUCAGGUAUCCAUUUGGACGACCAUCCACGAUUGUAUGCGAGGCUGAAGCUAUUUGUGAAAGCAGCUGCAAUGCAUCACAAGUAUACAAAGAACCUAUUAUGGGACACAAGGAAGUGAAUUUGGACCUCAUCGGUAAACACGUACCGUGUAUAUUUACAAAUGACUUCAUGCAUUCUAAAAGCAAGGCAUUCAUAAUUGGCUUUGUAAGUGUAGUAGCAAAAUACUAUCUGUUGCCUACACUUGUCGAGAUGGUUCCAUUCGUGCUGGAGAGUUGGGAAAUGGAAGGCCCAAUUGGCGAUUUGUUUGAGGAAAAAGUAACAAAGUUGGUUGCUACAAUCUACUCAAGGUCUUUUCUUGGAAUUGAACUUAAAUACGAAUUCGUUAAAUUGUGGAAUAAAGAAAUAUUUAAGCCUCAAAGAAGUUCCAAACGCUGCAAAGAAGCGUACCAGGCCAUAUACAGAAUAAUCGAAGAUUGUCCAAGAUAUGAAGAAAUGCUGCUCAUCGCAUCAAAGUUUAAAAUUAAGGAGAAUGAUAUGAUCAAUGAAGUAAUAUUUGCAUUACUCUUUAACGCCAUACCUUUGACGUCUCACGCUUUGAUAUCAGCGAUUGCACGUCUGGUAACGAUUACAGGCGCCAUGAAGGAACAAAUCAAGGUUGAAGGAGAGCAGCAUAUGCAGUCUGGUAUUGAUCUGAAGGCUAUUGCUAAGCUGUUUCAUCUAGAGAACUUCAUUUUGGAGGUACUACGGCUUAACCCACCUGCUCCACUAAUUUUUGGUGUUGUGAGGUCAACGUAUGUUCUGUUUUCUUCCUCCGGCAACUUCACGAUGAAUGAAGGGGAUUGCGUAGUUGGAAACAUUUUCGGCGCCCAUCGAGAUCCAGAAAUAUUCACGGAUCCAUGUCAGUUUGAACCAUCACGAUUUACAAAUGAUUGCUUGAAAGACAGUCUUCUAUCAUUUGGUGGGAGACAUACUGAUGAACCAAAGUCAAGCAAUCGCAAAUGUCCUGGUCAGGAUAUUGCGAUGGUGAUUUUAAAGAUGUGUCUACUGAAUCUAAUGGAAUGUGAACUGAAGUUCAGUGCGUGGCCUACUUUUGAAAAUGCAAGAUUGCAAAGAAGUGGAAUGCCUGAUAAUCCUUUAGCUCUUAGGCAUUUUAAAUUCAACUUGCCACAUUGGUGGAAAGAUUCAGACCCAAAUGAAGACAGAACAAGAUUUUGCAGAAGACUUUCUGAAAUCAGUGAAAAUACGUCUUAUAUGGACACUACGGACGAAUGCUGUUCAAACAUAUCCUUCCCCAGUUUAUACUUUCAACAGGUCUUGCUGAGAGAUCGAAAGGAUCUUCUUCGUCUAGUAGAUCGUGAUGCAGCCUCGUAUCACUCCGCAAGCCUCAAUUCUAGUCUCAGCGAAGUGAAUAUACAUUAAAGGCUAAACUUUAAAAGAAAAACGAGGACACAUAGCUUACAAACCCUUCAAGCAUGGUAAGCCUUUAAGGUGGCUUGAUAUCAUUGCCAAUCUAGAAUUAAUGUAAUUUCCAAGUAUUUUGGUAUUUGAUAUUUACUUGUCGGACAACUAAUAUAGAGCCAAGAAUCACUGUAGUUAAAUGUGAAUUUGGAUAAUUAGCACUAUUCAAAUCUUUAUCAUUUGAAAUGAUCAGCUGACCUUAUCAUGGUAACCAGACUCUAUAUGAAUCUAACAUCGACACUUAUUUACACCCUAAUUCAUCGCUUUCUAAAGUGCACAGUAAUUCGUCCUAUACUUUGAGCUCUCUUAAACAGUUCUGUUGCCAUGAAUGCUAAUGUUGCCAUGAGAGAUUGAUGAUAAGUCUCUAAAUGCACACUUAAAGCUUGGCUCAUCUAAUCGAGGCUGUGAACAAGGAUUUUCAAAACCUCGUUCCCUGGUCGGUUGGGAAACAGACACAGUACAUGGUAAUUGCUAACUAUAAAAAAAACAAGUCUCUGCCCAUCCAUUUAGAUUUAAAGAUUCGCAGUUAUAAACCAAGUUGUGAAUGAUACCAAGUAUCUUGGCAUUUACAUUGACCAGAAUCUAAAUUUGAAGAAAUACAUUAACGAGACUUCAAAGAAAGUCACGCGGGCAAUAGGAAUGUAAAGUGAAUGAAGAACAUUUUUCCUCCAAAAGCUUUAAAAAGCCUAUAAACACGCAUAUGAAUGCCUAUAAAACCGACUCCUGUUCUGUUUGGGGGUGAUGUGGCAACACUGAAAUCAAAAGAUUGCAGAGGUUUCAAAACAGAGCAGUGAGAAAAAAAUAAGGUAGCGGCUGUGAUGCUCAUAGUGAACCUUUAUUUGAAAUUCUUGGUUUAAAAACUAUCAAGGGAAUGAUAGAAACAGACUACAAAUCCCAAAUGGCCUUCUCUCUGAAUAUUUCCAAAAAAAAUUACUAGAAGACGCCGAAGUGCCGCAAGGGUCCUAAGAAACUCACAAGAGAAUUUAAAUCACCCCGGAAACGAACAAACACUGCCAAAAAAGCUUUCCCUUCAGGGAAGCAAGUUCUUGGAACAGCUUAGGGAAGCAAGUUCUUGGAAUAGAAACAGCCAAGCAGUCCAGCUUUUAUCUUCUAAAAUUGUUUCAAUAAAUCAUUACAUUAAUAAAAUAUCUUUUGUAAAGGGUUUUAAUUUUAUCAGUACUGCAAUAGGUUUUAUAUUGUAAUAGGCAUUUGAUUUUAUAUAUAUUUUCCUUCAUUUGUAAUUCAUACUUUAUUAUAGUAUUCUGGUAAGUUGAGCAUUUUUAGUAUUUGACGGUGCCUUGAAAACACUCUGUUGAAGGACUACCGUCAUUAAAGAACUGAAAUUAUUAGCAUUAUUAUUAUUAUUGGUAUUUUGAAAGUUAGCAGCUCUGAUAAGCAAAAUUAGGUCUCCACAGGCAGACGUACUGCACUACAUGUGAACUCCAUUCUGGCAGUUGAAAUCACGUUUUAGCUUUUAAUAACAAAGACAUAGCUACAUAGGAGCAAUGGCAGCAACAGAAAUUCCUGGAUGGAGGAGCCCUACCUUCCGAUAGGAAGGCUAAAAUGUCUUCCUCUUUCCAGGAUCAUAGCAAUGAGUUUGCUUUUUGCUUUCCAGAGGGGACUAACAGGUUCCAAAGAAGGAGCAAUGUAACCACGAGUCCUUCCCGUGUGUCACUUUUGUCUAAUCGCUUUAGGUAAAUAAUAUGGUGAAAAUUGGUUUAAGAAAUAGAUCCUGAAAAAAUCUGUUUCCAAAAAUACUAAGUAUCACAUCAUUAAAUUUGUUAAUUUUUAAAACGGAUACUUUUUUACCACUUUUGUAAAUUGAGUAUUGCACCAAUAAAUAUAUCAAUUUACAUAUUGAGACACCUUUUUUAUUCCACACUGUAACUUCUCCACCAAGUAAUAAAGAAAAAGAAGAUUCUUAUUUUUCACUCAAAUAUUUCUGUUUUUGUAUAUUGUAUCUAAAAGCUUUUUCGGGAGGCAAGGUUUGUCUGAUUAAGUGGAGAAAACAAUUUAAUCUCAAAUUAAAGUUCAAAUAUUUCAUUCACAUUAUUUUGGCCACGGCCUUCCCAUUUUUUUCCGAAGCAAAUGAUUUUAAAGCUGCAAUAAAAGGUGAAAGAAGCCUUGAACGCCAACUUUUGUUAGCCUUGGCCCCAUGGGUGUAGUGCAAGGGGCUUAGGGGCAAGGCCCCCAAGGGGUUAUUCUAAUGUGGUUUUGUUGCCAUUUUGUGGAACUGUUAAUCCGAUUUGUGGUGUUGUGAUUUCAAUUUUGUGGUGUUGCAAAAAAUCGACCAUCUUGAAUGAUUUUUUGGAGCAUGUAAAACUGGUUGAGUAACAAAAGAUGGUCACAUUUAAACAAAAGUUCAGAACAAAAUUAUUACAUAAGAAUUAUGGCAAAUAGUCAGUCCUUAAUUCAAAACACUUCAGCUUUUGAUUUUGGCUGUUUAUCUUCUUCACUAGUACACAAAAUUAGGUAGAACUUUUUGUGUCACCCCUUAAAUCAACACUGAUUUUUCCUUUUCUUUCUUUGUUUUUGCCAAUAUUGAAAUGCACAUAAAGGUACCCAUUUUUGUCGCAAAACUACUUCACAUGGAUGUUUUCAAGAGAUUGAAAUGCAUUUAUUGAUUUCCCCUUCCCUUUUUGAACAAUGUUGGUUUACUACAAAACGAUAUAGGGCAGUGGCGUCGCCAUCCCUGAAAAUCUGGGGUCGACGUACAACAAGAUAAUUAUAUGCAUCAAAGGAAAAGUUACAUGAAAACAAUAAAAGAAUGAAUGAAACUAAAAUUAAGUAAGGGACCUAAAUACUUCAAUAACAUCAAUUCUCC